AUGCUAUCAUCACGACCAAUUAGUUUUUUGCGCAGAGCCAAUGGAAGUUUUGCAUUGAUAAGCCAAUUCAAAAAUCAAAAAUUUAAUGCAUCAACAUAUUUAAAAGGAAAAGAAUCCGAACCAAUUAAUAACACUAUCGGAUACUUCCUUUCACAAAAUGCUAGACAAAUGCCAUACGCCAACGCUUUGAAGUGUGCUCAUCAGAAUGUCAAUUGGUCAUUUUCCACUCUUAAAAAACACGCAGAAGCUUUGGCUUGCGGAUUGGUUGAAUUGGGAUUGAGACCUGGAGAUAGAUUGGCCUUGAUUCAAGGAAUGAACGCUGAAAAUAUUGUUGCCUUGUUGGCAUGUGCCAAGAUUGGUGCUGUUCUCGUUCCACUUCCAGACAUCAAAGCUGCUAAAGAUUUGACUCGAUUCAUUGAGCUUGUCAGACCAAGAGUUGUUGUUUCUGCAACAAAGAUCGGAACUAAAAACUAUUACAAAAUGAUUAGAGAAGUUGUUCCAGAACUGAGUUUAUCUGAAUUGCAUCUUCCUUUCAAAUCUAAAAAGUUCCCAUUCUGCAAGCAAAUUCUUUUUACUGACAUGAAGGAAAAACCAAAGGAAGGAACUUAUCAAUUGAAGGAUUAUUUGGUGUAUGGUCCAUUCGGAUAUUACGAGACACCUCUUCGUAGAAUUGCUAUGGAAUUGGAUUCAACUAAUCCUGGAUUGAUUUUAUUUAAUGACAAGAAUCCUGAUAAGGCUACAAGCGCCGUUUAUUCUCACAAGAACAUCCUCAACGCUGGUCUCACUAUUGCAAAUACUCUCGGACUGAAGCAAGGAGACCGUGUGAUGGUUCCAAAAUAUACCACUUCACCAACAGGAUCAAUCAUGGGUAACUUCUCUGCUUUUGUUUCAGGAGGUGUAAUUGUUUAUCCAGCAGAAGAAUAUUCUGCUUCAAACACUCUUUCUAUGUUGUCAAAAGAGCAAUGUACUACUCUUUUUGCAGAACCACAAGAAUUGGAAGAAUUGUUGAAUCAUGCUGAUUUCUCAAAGAAUACAUAUGACCAUCUCAAGAAUGUAGUAAUUUGUACUCCUCUUGGAUUUGACUCUUCAACCAUUGUCGGAUUACUCGGUCAAAAAUUACCACAAGUUAAAUCUUGGGUUGUUAGCGGUUUGGAGGAAACAUCUGGUAUUUUAACUAUCAAUGGAAAGCUUGUUGACAAUGCUGAGGUGAAGGUUGUGGAUGGCUCUCUUCAAGUUAAAGGUCCAUUGGUCGCCACUGGAAAAUGGCAAGAUAUUGGUCAUGUUGGCUUUGAAACAAACGAAGAUGGAUGGGUCAACACAAAAUUCCAAAACGCCAAGAUUGAAGGCAACAAUUUGAUUAUUGCUUAA
This is a messenger RNA of Naegleria lovaniensis, 1368 nucleotides long. RefSeq lists its product as uncharacterized. The record is from RefSeq and is a predicted model, not a curated record. The transcript is spliced from 5 exons. NCBI's taxonomy places the organism in Eukaryota, Heterolobosea, Eutetramitea, Acrasida, Naegleriidae. Gene Ontology annotation, biological process: fatty acid metabolic process. Gene Ontology annotation, molecular function: medium-chain fatty acid-CoA ligase activity. The coding region runs from base 1 to 1368 and encodes 455 amino acids.